AUGCCCCGAUGGGGAAGACCACCGGGGGCACGAAUGGGGAGACACGACAGGGGAGGACGCACGCAGUGGGAGGAUUCGAGGCGAGUGGAGGAGAUUGAGAGCGAGGAGGAUGAGGAUGAUGCGUAUGGGCGUGAGCUGGUGCGGAAGGCUCGCGCAGGGUAUAUGCGGCAGCUGGAGUAUGGGAGUCGGGGCCCGCGCAGGCGGUCCGAGUAUGAUGACAUGACCGACGAGACUGAAUCGGUGGAGGGAGGGGAGUUUGAUCUGUACGAUCAUGAGGAUAGCACGGUGGCCUAUGCGGUGCAAUUGGCCAUGCGAGACAAGGAGGAUCAAUUGGUGGACAAGGCUCUGGAGCGCAUUCGCCGCGCCCAGAUGCUAGGGAAGAAAAACGUGCGACUUUCACAACGCGAGCUCGAUGCCUUGGAGCGCAAGCGUCAACAGACCGACAACAAUGGCUCCGGUAGCUCACGUCGCAACAAGCAGAGUGGCAACGCGACCAGUUCUCGCCCGGUAUCUCGACGAAGUGCUGCUGCAGUGUCCGAGCAACAAACGGGUCCUUACCCACAUUUCGCUCCGGAUCCUAACCGGGGCACUGCUGCGCAUGGCCGACCUUCGAGUUCGUCAUCUGCUCGUCCACGAACCCCGACGAUGCAAUCACUGCGGCCUCAACAGUCCAACUCUCCGCUCCGACCAACGUAUCCACCAUAUCCUAAUCCUCCUCCGAACGGUCGUCCACAAUCGAUGCCGAUGUAUUCUCGGCCCUUACCGGACGACCCUCAAUGGGCACCACCAUAUUAUAACCCUAUUCCUAUGCCGAUGAGUCCUUAUGGGGUCGAACCACCUCCAUACCAGCCGCAGCUGCCCACCGAUCUUCGAGUUGGACCUCAAAGCCGGAUGAGCCAUCCCGCGGGGAUGUCACCGAUUCAAGCUCAACAUCGACAUUCAUCGGGGGGAUCACAGCCGCGAGGCGGUCGUCGUGGCCCGUCCAAGUCUGAUUCUGAGCAGUCCAGCGAGGAAGAAGAGGAGACCGAAAGCAGCGAGGAGGGUGACGAUGAGGAGGUGCAGAUCGUCAAGGUGGUGCAACGUCCGACUCCAUCGGGGGUACAAAGGCGCACAGUCUCUGGAGGUAGUCGAGGCAGUCGAAGUGGUCGUGCGCGGAAGAGUAGAUGA
Molecule: messenger RNA, 1167 nt
Organism: Penicillium cataractarum
Lineage: Eukaryota; Fungi; Ascomycota; Eurotiomycetes; Eurotiales; Aspergillaceae
Exons: 1
Coding region: 1-1167 (388 amino acids)
Source: RefSeq, a predicted model, not a curated record